Anopheles merus is the source of this 3296-nucleotide messenger RNA. RefSeq names its product all trans-polyprenyl-diphosphate synthase PDSS2-like. Lineage: Eukaryota; Metazoa; Arthropoda; Insecta; Diptera; Culicidae. Gene Ontology annotation, molecular function: prenyltransferase activity. Gene Ontology annotation, biological process: ubiquinone biosynthetic process; isoprenoid biosynthetic process. The record is from RefSeq and is a predicted model, not a curated record. Gene Ontology annotation, cellular component: transferase complex; mitochondrion. The transcript is spliced from 5 exons. Bases 982 to 2325 code for a protein of 447 amino acids.
UCCAAAGCUGGCCCCGUAAGGCCCGCGCGAAUCGUUGUAAAGCGAAGAAAGCAUUUCGCCCCACAACACACACACAAACACACACCUCGAUCAUGCACCUCGCUCAUGCCGAAAAAGUGCUCCGGCAAUCGCACCUCGCGAUCCAUUCACGGUCAUACGUGGCUCGGAUUUGUUGAUACAGGUUAGUUUUGUGUUGGUCCUUCGUGCCCGAUCCCCGUGAUGGUGUUUGGCGGAAACAUUUCAAUUAUUUCCACCGCUAACCUCCUCCCCUAAGGUGGUGUUGGCGUUAGGGUGAGCUGAUACUACCAACCACAUUUCCACAUCAAACUCCAUUCGAUCGUGCAGUAAUGAAGCCACAAACCGUUAUUAGGAGUUUGUGUGCGUAGGUGCGUGUGUGUGUGUGGGUGUGUGUGUGUCUGAGUGUGGCAGGCUCCCCCACGGAAGACGCGUUCGAGACCUGCCUUCCCCUGUCCGCGGGCUGGCUGGCGGCAUGGAAUGUGGUGAAUGGUCAGUGGAUGGUCCAGGGUAGGAUGGGUGACCGAAAUUUCCCUUCCACCUGAAGAAUUCGGUACACGUACCGUGCGGACACGAUCGAUGUCGAGCGAUGAAGAGAAGGUGGUGGAGAUGAGAGUCGGUGGAAGGGGGGCCAGUGUUGCGAAGCUACCCAACCAGUUCGCUCGCUCGCUCGCUUGCGUCGAGUGGCGGGCGCGCUGGCGAAGAAGAAAGCCGCCCAGUACGGUGCAGGUGUUCGAAUCGAGCGGUCGGUCACGUGUGCUUCUCCGCUGCUGCUGCUGCUGCUGUCCAGUGUGCGUGGCGUCCAAGAGUGCUUGUUUGCUGAGAUCGAGGUCGCCGUGUGAAGCCGUUGAGUGUGUUGAGUGACUCUAGGUGUGUGCUCCCGGAAGUGUUUGUGUUUGAGCGAAUAGCAGGAUCUAGUGUCCGCGUGUACAGACACACACACACACACACACACACAGAGGCCAAAUGGCUAUGAGUAAAGUGAUACGACUGUGCGGUCGCCAUCUUAGGCACUGGUCCAGUCAGCCGUCCCGUACAGCGACCACCGUGUCCGGUGCGUUCGUCACAUCGCCAGAGGUUCGUCGCCUGAGCACCGGUGAUCUGCUGCAGGAAAAGUUGGCCACCAAGAGCGUGCAGCGACAUGACUGGAAUCGGGCCGUCAGCGAGGCGGAGAAGAUCGUCGGCUAUCCGACCUCCUUCCUCAGCCUCCGGUGGCUGCUGAGCGACGAGAUCGCGAACGUGGCGCUGCAUCUGCGGAAGCUGGUCGGCAGCAAUCAUCCGUUGCUGAAAGCUGCCAAAACGCUGAUCUACAACGACAAAAAUCAGCAGGCAUGGGGACUGAUCGUGCUGCUCGUAUCGAAGGCGGCCGGCCACCUAGACAACAUCCCCGACAUGGAGCAGGACAAGAGUGCCGGCGUGCUACACUCCCAGCGCGCUCUGGCCGAGGUGACGGAGAUGAUCCGGACCUCGCACCUGGUCCACCAGGGCAUGCUGAACCUGCAGUCGUACGACAAUGCAGGCAACGAUCUGAGCGGCGACAGUGACAUGAUCUUCGGCAACAAGAUCGCCCUGCUCGGUGGGGACUAUCUGCUGGCGAACGCUUCUCAGCAGGUGGCCACAUUAAGAAACCAGGACCUGAACAUGCUCAUCUCGUCCGCGUUCCGCGAUCUGGCCGAGUCGAACUUUAUCGGCGAGCGGGACGAACAGAACAAUCCACUGCCGACCAAACCGGGCACCCAGCUGAAGGAGCUGGCGACCGAUUUGAACAGUCUGGAAGAUUUGGGCUUCGGCGAUCUGGAGGACAACACCGAACCGAUGAAGAUUGACGGGGUGGUGGGGCAUCCGGAGAAGGAGUGGUCGCUCCGGCACGUGCUCGGCGGGGGCAGUCUGCUGGGGAAGGCCUGCAUGGCCGCCCUGAUGCUCGGUGGCCAUCCGAAGCCGCUCCAGAAGCAGGGCUACGUGUUCGGCAAGCAUCUGGCGCUGGCCUGGCAAGCAUGCAUCGAUAUGCAGCCGUUCCUGCUGCCGACGCUGCCGUUGGGUGCACAGUUCAGUCUGGUGUCCGCUCCGGUACUGUUCCACCUGGAGCAUGACGUUGCGCUGUACGAGGAGAUCGAGAAGGGCAGCCGAUCGAUCCACAACAUCGACUACACCAAAGUGCACCAGGCGGUCCUGAACGGACCGGGGCUGGAGAGGACAAAGAUCCUGCAGCGCAAGCACAGCCUGGUGGCGUUGAAGGUGCUGGACGAGCUGCCGUCCACCGACGCCCGGACAGCGCUGCAGAACAUCAUCAUAGCCAUGCAGGAGCUGUAGAGGCGGGCGUGCAUGAGAGAAAGAGGAAGAUGUACAGUACACCGUAAGUUAAGGUUUAGGAAACAUACAGUCCAAAGUUGAUGCAACCAGCGCCUCCUUGCCACACUACCACCAUCACUCGAUAACGAUCACGAUUUCUUCAACAAGAAGGAAUCUCUCUCUUCAAAUCUACCCCAAACGCACGCUAGAUGGCGCCCCUAACGCACCCGUUUGUAGCCGCCGCCGCUUUCAAACCGCCGCAACUCGGGCCGGCGGCUGAAACCGCUCUCUUCACUGACAGCUGUCAGGCCGGGUUGAAAACAACAAUAACAGCCGUGAGCGCACCGAAAUUCGCAUGCCGUGUAAAGAAAAGGUGGGGAAGCAAGGCUACGAUUACGUUAUCGGCGUGAAUUAAUCCGGCGAUUGUGUGUGCUUUUGCCUGGAGUACGCAUUACGCGUGGUUCGUUCCAAAGUGCUAGUGUGUGAAGUGUUUUUUUUUCUUAUUUCCCGAAAGUGUGCUCGUGUUUAAUAUGCAAAAAUUCAACCCUCAAAAGCUGAAUCUCAAUUAACCCGAAAGCCAAUUGCGUGUUCUUGAUAUUUUGAUAAGCAGUGUUUGUGAAUGCAAAAGUUGUGCAAGAAGGCAUUGCGCCUGGAAAGAAUCGGUGAACGAAGAAUGAAAAGUGCAGUGUUAAGCCUGUGUGCCUCGCGGAUUCCACUUUCACGAUGAAGAAAAAGUGCAAUCCGUCUUACAAAGUGCAGCAGGGAGAGAACAGUUACAUCAUCAGAUCGUUUGUUUUUGCUCUCUUGUGUUGCCCCCGGCCGCGCUAAAAGGGGUCGAUCAGCUGGUGCUGCGCCGCAUGCAGAAAACCUGUUUCUUCCGGUCAAUUGUCCGUUCCUGGCGAAAGGAUAAAAGCUGAACAGUUCGCCUGCCAUCUCGCCAGUGUCUGACGUCGUUCGCGUGGAUCAACAUCUUCCGGUUGAACCCGUCCCGU